GCCAAAAUGAUCUAUGAGCAAGGCGGUCACGCUGUUGUGCGAGCUGAGCUCACGAUGCCGGCCUUGCCUGCAAAUGUGAACUCUGGUGAUGUGGUCUCGCAGUCUCGAGAGGGAGACUGGCCACGCACCGUGGUAGUUGCAACGGAUGCUCUGCAGGGCUCCACCACGCUGGACGUUCGCUACAUAUCCCUUUGGAGACCAUGCUUCGGAGGUGGCUCGAGCAAAGAUGGUGUCACAGGAGCUUACGGAGAGGAACUGCCGCUGUCCGCACACUGUCUGGACACAAACACUCCCCUGCUCGUGAACGAGAUUCAGCUGGGAAGGCCUGUGGCGAUUCAACAUGACUUCCUUUCUCUUGCUGGUUUCUCUUUGCAAAGUGCUUCUCGGAUGGCCGGGACACCCGAGUACGAUAUCCGCCGCAACUUCUACAACAUGGGAGACUAUGCGCAUCAGUUCAUUCUAAACAUGUGGGAUGCAGAUGACGGAACGCCGAUGUUUUCCGAAAGCUUCGGGUGGGAGUAUGACAUCAUCCAAAAAACGGUCUUAUUCAUGUCUGUUUGGAUGGAAGUCGUUCACGAAAUGGAACAAGCAGUUGGGAUGUGUGGAGCUGUGCAG
Messenger RNA from Symbiodinium necroappetens, 615 nucleotides. Lineage: Eukaryota; Dinophyceae; Suessiales; Symbiodiniaceae. The record is from the annotation of a GenBank genome assembly.